CACCAGGGGCGUUUCCGGCUCCUCUCAGCGCCUCCGGCUGCCCCACAGAGGUUUCACUUUUGGGUCUGGGAAACUUCAGGCUGUGUGCGCGCUGGGCAACUCCGGGGCAGAGGCUUCCAAUUCUGGCCCGCGGGGCAGCCUGGCUUCGGCUUCGUGGACACAGGCACACGACAGUCACGGUUACUGGAGCAUGGCCUCGGCCUUUGAGAAGGUGGUCAGGAGCGUGGUCCGGGAGCUGGACCACAAGGACCUCACCCCUGUGGACAGCCUUUGGAGCUCCGCCAGCUUCCAGCCCUACAGCCUUUUGAGCAGGAAGCCCUUGAGUUCACGAUUCUGGAGACCACGCUACAAGUGUGUCAACUUAUCCAUCAGGGACAUCCUGGAACCCGAUGCGCCGGAGCCAGCGCUGGAGUGUGGCCGCACCUUCCAGUUCCAUGAUGCGAUGGACGGGCAGCUGCAGGGCAGCGUGAAGCUGGCAGCCCCAGGACAGGGCAGGCUCACAGGCGGGGCCGCAGUGUCCGGCAGCUCCAGCGCCUCGAUGGACCUGUGCACUCUGAGAGUGGCCCCCAACACCUGGGAAGCCAUGCACCACGAGAGGCGCCUGCGGCAGCCUGAACCCAAAACCCUGCAGCAGCUGCGGAGUCGGGGGGAUGACGUGUUUGUAGUGACCGAGGUGCUGCAGACACAGAAGGAGGUGGAGGUCACCCGAACGCACAAGCAGGAGGGCUCAGGCCAGUUUGCACUUCCGGGAGCCUUCUGCUUACAGGGCAAAGGCGAGGGCCACCUGAGCCAGAAGAAGACGGUCACCAUCCCCUCGGGCAGCACCCUUGCAUUUCGGGCGGCCCAGCUGGUUAUUGGCUCUGACUGGGACAUCCUCCUCUUCCCAGACAAGAAGCAAAGGACCUUCCUGUCGCUGCAGGCAGGCCGCAGGCCCUCCAGCACUGCAGACAGCCAUCCACAUUCGUGCUUCAGCUUAGCCUCCAUAAGGGCCCUCUCUGACUACUUCCAGUUCCGGCCGGAUGGGUCCAUGGAGCACUGGCUGGCAACCACUGACGACUACCAGGGCCUGCAGGCAGAGGUGAAGGCCUGGGCCAUGGGCCUGGAGGGCUUGUCCAAGGGGCUAUGUGGGCGGCUGCUGGGUGGCCUGGGGCAGGUGCUGCAGGACGAGCCGGCUCUGCAAGCCCUGGAGGACUCGCUGGAGCAAGGCCUGUGCGGCGGACAGGUGGAGCCUCGGGACGGCCCGGUGGGCGCCAUCCUUGAGUCCCUGGUGCUGCCCUCUGGACAGCUGGAAACGGAGCUCGCGGGCCCCGUCUUCUAUCUGCUGCAAGCACUAGCAGUGCUGAGUGAAGCCCAGCACGUGCUGCUGGCUGAGGUGCUGGAGACAGGGACCCUGUCAGGGACAUUUUGGCUGGUGGAGAGCCUUGUGGAGCAGAGCAGCCCGUGGCAGGAGCACCGGGCUGUGUCCCUGCCACCCGAGCGCCUGGGCAACAGCUGGGGCUCAGAGGCGCCCGCCUGGGCUCUGCUGGAGGCAUGCGGCUUGGAGCCCCAGGUGGGCACCCCCCAAGUGUGCUGGGAGCCUGGGGCCCGCGGCUGUGCAUGCGCACUUUAUGCCUGCCUGGCGCUGCUGCUCAGGCUGAGCCAGCUCUGCUAGUCUGUGGCCCGCCCGCCGCAGGCACAGCUCGCACCCACCGGCUGCCAGGAGCCACACCCAGCUGUGUGGGCGGCUCUCCACAAGACCUGGGGGGGUGGGGACAGCCAAUAAAUGUGACAGAUGACAAACACA
Molecule: messenger RNA, 1783 nt
Organism: Bubalus bubalis (water buffalo)
Lineage: Eukaryota; Metazoa; Chordata; Mammalia; Artiodactyla; Bovidae
Gene: GSDMD
Product: gasdermin D
Exons: 11
Coding region: 191-1651 (486 amino acids)
Biological process (GO): pyroptotic inflammatory response; defense response to bacterium
Cellular component (GO): NLRP3 inflammasome complex
Molecular function (GO): phosphatidylinositol-4,5-bisphosphate binding; phosphatidylserine binding; phosphatidylinositol-4-phosphate binding
Source: RefSeq, a predicted model, not a curated record